Lasiosphaeria miniovina is the source of this 1815-nucleotide messenger RNA. RefSeq names its product peptidase family M48-domain-containing protein. Gene Ontology annotation, biological process: CAAX-box protein processing. The transcript has 4 exons. Bases 134 to 1552 code for a protein of 472 amino acids. The record is from RefSeq and is a predicted model, not a curated record. NCBI's taxonomy places the organism in Eukaryota, Fungi, Ascomycota, Sordariomycetes, Sordariales, Lasiosphaeriaceae. Gene Ontology annotation, cellular component: endoplasmic reticulum membrane. Gene Ontology annotation, molecular function: metalloendopeptidase activity.
ACAAGGCCAGCUUGUUCUCAGAAUGCGGCAAAAGAAGACGACCGUCUUCUCACCUUUCGUUACCCAACUGUCCCCUUCGUUUUGAAAUUAGCGCGCGUGCAGCUUUGGCGGACAGCGCCCGACUUUCCAGACGAUGGAUAUCCUUCAGCGCCUUGCGCGGUUCCUCGACCGACCCCUGUUCCCGUGGAAGAAGCUCAUCAUUGGCUUCUCCGUCGCCCAGUUUUUGUUCGAGGGUUUCUUGGGUGUGCGCCAGUAUAGGGUCCUUCUGAACAAGAAGCCCCCCAAGGUGCUGGAACACGAGGUUUCACAAGAAGUCUACGACAAGAGCCAGUCCUAUGGAAGAGCCAAGGCCAAGUUCGAGCUUGUCAACAACCUCUAUGGACAGAUCCAGAACAUUGCAUUCUAUCAGUUGGACAUUCUCCCCAAGCUUUGGUCAUGGACAGGCCGCCUUCUCAGCUUCGCGCCGUCGCGGUUCACAGGCGAAAUCUCGCAUUCCAUAGUCUUUAUUCUCUCGUUCAUCGUCAUCCACCAGGUCCUGUCGCUGCCGAGCAGCAUCUACCAUACUUUCGUCUUGGAGGAGAAGUUCGGCUUCAACAAGCAAACGCCCAAGCUCUUCGUCACGGAUAUGAUCAAGUCUAACCUGCUGGCCGUUACCUUGGUGCCUCCCAUUCUGUCGGCCUUCCUUACGAUCAUCCAGAAGACUGGAAGCCAGUUUUUCUAUUACCUGUGGAUGUUUGGAGCCGGCCUGCAGGUGUUUAUGAUCACCAUCUAUCCCAUCGCCAUUCUGCCCCUGUUCAACAAGCUAUCGCCUCUGAAGGAAGGCGAGCUGAAGACGGACGUUGAAGACCUGGCCAAGAAGCUCGAAUUCCCGCUCCACGAACUGUAUGUGAUUGACGGGAGCAAGCGAAGUGCCCACAGUAAUGCCUAUUUCUUCGGACUGCCCUGGAAGAAGCACAUUGUCAUUUAUGACACCCUCAUUGAGAAGAGCGAGACCCAAGAAGUUGUUGCUGUUCUUGCGCACGAACUCGGCCACUGGAAGCUCGGCCACACCACGAGGCUCUUCGGCAUCUCUCAGGUUCACUUCUUUUACAUUUUUGCUCUCUUCUCUGUUUUCAUCAACAACAAGUCGCUCUACGCCGACUUUGGGUUUAUCAAGACGCAUCCAAUUAUCGUCGGGUUUCUCCUCUUCUCGGACGUGCUGGGUCCCAUGGACACGGUUAUCAAACUCUUGAUGAACGUCCUCAGCCGCAAGUACGAAUUUGAGGCCGACUCGUUUGCCAACAAGCUCGGAUACAACGCGGAGCUGGCUCGCUCGUUGAUCAAACUGCAGAUCCAGAACCUCAGCACCAUGGACGCCGAUUGGAUGUUCGCCAGCUACCAUUUCUCGCACCCGAUCCUGUCGGAGCGACUGAAGGCUCUGAACUGGCAGCCCACCAAGAAGGUAGAGAUGAAGGAAGGUGACAAGACGUAUGCCGAUGCAGUCGCCACCGGGGUGGACAGCAAGGAUGAUAAGUCUGCCGCUGUAGCUGCUACGGGGCGGGACGAGCUAUAAGCGACGGCAUGGAUUUUGUGUAUGAAUUGGUGAAGGCAAAAAGAGAAGAAAAAGCGAAGGGAAAUGAUCGGCACAGUGGACUGCUCGUCGAUGGUCGCUUUGUAUGUCAUAUUGAAACGAGUUCUACAUUAUUUAGGAUCCGAGUCGACUCUAACGAGAUAACCCUAACCCUGGAUAUCUCCUGAAGGGUCUAAUCUGCAAUUGACUUUGGCAUUGAACGAGCUUGGAUGUAAGAAAAUGUUAAUUGAGGUUUUUGUUUUGAA